Messenger RNA from Aspergillus mulundensis, 1080 nucleotides. Its product is annotated as oxidase ustYa family protein. Lineage: Eukaryota; Fungi; Ascomycota; Eurotiomycetes; Eurotiales; Aspergillaceae. Bases 1 to 1080 code for a protein of 359 amino acids. The transcript has a single exon. Gene Ontology annotation, biological process: mycotoxin biosynthetic process. The record is from RefSeq and is a predicted model, not a curated record.
AUGACAAUUCUCAGAGUGAAAGCCUUCCUCUCCCGCCUCACCACACCCAGAACCCAAACGGCAGCAUACGAAAGCCUCAAUGUCAAUGAGCAAGAUGUCGAGCCAAAGGACUCAAUGGCAGAGGCCACACGUGGACUCAGGCGACCCCCAACUCAGUUCCGGCAAACCAUGAGCCGUAUCUACCAGCGGCUUGCCGAGCCUGACGACCGACCAACGCGGCUGCUAGGACUGAACAUCGUCCUGCUCUGUAUAUCGGGGGUCCUAUUCUGGAGCUCCCUAAACAGCACAGACGGCCUCUCACUCCGAGAGCAGAUUUCAAUGCCCUGCAAGUCCAUCCCCACAUCCUAUACAGAACAAGACCGGAGGGGAGAGUCUAACGCCCAUCCAACAGCCCCAGUCCUCUCCUCGCAACCCCCGCAAUUCCGCACCAACCGAGUCGACGGCACGCUCUUCCCCGGCCCCAACCCCAACAUCUUCCGUCAAGAACCCAGCCCCGAGGUCGACCACGCCUGGCACCUCAUCUCCGACACCCGACCGAUCCCCCUAACACGCGAGGACGUCCUCGCCAUCGGCAAAGACCCCUCAGCCGCCGUGAAACUGCCCCACGCCGUCUUCGGGCUCGGCGACGACAUCUACGCCGGCCGCCUCGACGUCCUGCACCAGCUUCACUGCCUGAACGCCCUGCGCCAGGAAAGCUACUUCGAGUACUACUACGGGCAUAAAUAUGCCAGCCCGGCGGAGGCGCGCAACGACACGCUGCACGCGUACCACCUCAGCCACUGCGUCUACAUGCUCCUGCAGAACAUCCUGUGCCAUGCGAACACGGACGUGUACACGCAUCUGUGGACAGAUGGCGUGGGCCAUCCGUGGCCGGAUUUCGGGAUCGAGCACCGCUGUGUGGAUUUCGGGGCUAUCUUGGAGUAUCAGAUGAGGGAGGGGGUGGAUGAGAGGGCGUUUGUGGAGACGAGGGCUGCGCCGGGGGAUCGGGUGCAUCGGAUGAGUAGUUUCUUUAAGAAGGUGGUUGAUCCCGAGAGGUUUGGGGCGCUUGGGGAUGAUGUGGAGGAUGGAGAGUAUGCUUGA